GCGCCCCUCCGCCGGUGCAGAAGAGACGGAGCUCCCGGCCCCCGCGGAGGAGCGGAGGAUCAAUGCGGUUCAGGAAUCGAUUCCAGCGUUUCAUGAACCAUCGGGCCCCAGCCAAUGGCCGCUACAAACCAACCUGCCAAGAACAUGCUGCUAACUGCUACACACACGCACUCCUCAUUGUUCCGGCCAUCGUGGGCAGCGCCCUCCUCCACCGGCUGUCUGAUGACUGCUGGGAAAAGAUAACGGCGUGGAUUUACGGGAUGGGCCUCUGUGCCCUCUUCAUCGUGUCCACGGUCUUUCACAUAGUGUCCUGGAAAAAGAGCCACUUAAGAACAGUGGAGCAUUGUUUCCACAUGUGCGAUCGGAUGGUCAUCUAUUUCUUCAUUGCUGCUUCCUACACUCCAUGGUUAAACCUCCGUGAACUUGGACCCCUGGCAUCUCAUAUGCGUUGGUUUAUCUGGCUCAUGGCAGCUGGAGGAACCAUUUAUGUAUUUCUCUACCAUGAAAAGUAUAAAGUGGUUGAGCUUUUCUUCUAUCUCACAAUGGGAUUUUCUCCAGCCUUGGUGGUGACAUCAAUGACUAACACAGACGGUCUUCAAGAGCUCGCCUGCGGGGGUUUGAUUUACUGCUUGGGCGUUGUGUUCUUCAAGAGCGAUGGCAUCAUUCCAUUUGCCCAUGCCAUCUGGCACCUGUUUGUGGCCACAGCAGCUGCCGUGCACUACUAUGCCAUUUGGAAGUACCUUUACCGAAGUCCCGCGGACUUUAUUCGACAUUUAUGACAAGUCUGUGCUAGGUCGUCCGAUCAGUAUUAUCUCUGUUGAGGCACUUGGGUCGGGGUAAGAGCUGAAUGUUGCACAGGGAAGAAGAAGAAGCAACUUGCACUGACUUGGUUUAAUGUUUUUGGACUCUAAUUACUGUGAAAGUAUAAAAGCUGUGCCCUGGAGUUUUCCUCCUCACAGCCAGCAAAUGAGGCAGUGAAUUAAUUCUUCAUUCCAUUCCACUAUCAUGAAGGACUCUGGGUAGACUUGGCCAACUGAUGUUUACAAACCAGAAUUUUGUAUUUUCGUUUUACAGAUUUUCCUAGAUGAGUUUUUCUAAAUUCCUAGGCCAGGUUGUCAAAGUCAGUGCAGUCACGCGACUUCCUUUUUAAGAAAAACAAAGAGUCGUUUCUCCCACUUUCCC
Molecule: messenger RNA, 1182 nt
Organism: Arvicola amphibius (Eurasian water vole)
Lineage: Eukaryota; Metazoa; Chordata; Mammalia; Rodentia; Cricetidae
Product: monocyte to macrophage differentiation factor-like
Exons: 2
Coding region: 63-779 (238 amino acids)
Cellular component (GO): membrane
Molecular function (GO): pore-forming activity
Source: RefSeq, a predicted model, not a curated record